Centruroides sculpturatus (bark scorpion) is the source of this 433-nucleotide messenger RNA. RefSeq lists its product as uncharacterized. The record is from RefSeq and is a predicted model, not a curated record. Lineage: Eukaryota; Metazoa; Arthropoda; Arachnida; Scorpiones; Buthidae. Bases 15 to 362 code for a protein of 115 amino acids. The transcript has 2 exons.
AUACGAUUUUUAUAAUGAUUAAAAUAAAUUAUAGUCAAUUAUCAGAAUUUACAGAAUUUAAUGAAACAUUAUUUGAUGAUAAUUACUGUAAAUCCGAGAAAGAUCUUCGUAAUUUACCCAAAAAUUCAGGAAUCAAACUGUCCGAAGAGAAGACAGAAAUAAAGGUUAAAAAAAUGGAUUUAUCUUUUGUGCAGAAUAAAACGAUAGAAAGUGUUUUGGAAUAUCUGGGUAAUAUUUGGAGAACAUUACAAUAUAAAAUAGGCUGGAGAAAAUCCGAGGUUGAAUUAACCGCUAAGGAAAAAUUCGUUAAAGAAUUUUGUAAAGAAGUGAGAUCAAUAUUUGAUUUCGUCAGAGAUUAUUAGAAAUAAUUGAAUUUUACAAUAGAUAAUUUGGUUUAUAUUCUUUUAAAAUUGCUCAUUAAAAUCAUCAUUUA